Molecule: messenger RNA, 6365 nt
Organism: Salvelinus fontinalis (brook trout)
Lineage: Eukaryota; Metazoa; Chordata; Actinopteri; Salmoniformes; Salmonidae
Product: neurotrypsin-like
Exons: 14
Coding region: 262-3150 (962 amino acids)
Biological process (GO): proteolysis
Cellular component (GO): membrane
Molecular function (GO): serine-type endopeptidase activity
Source: RefSeq, a predicted model, not a curated record
AGAGGUGUCCACAUACUUUUGUAUAUAUAGUGUAGAUCCCAACCUAAAGCGGUUUUCCUUCCCUCAAGGCGCAGGGGUGGUGUGUAUGUGUUUGUUUCUGUUCAGUAGAAGAGAUGUGUGUGUUCUUCCAUCACAUCGAGAGAGAUUGAGAACGCGCUAGCAAGAGGGAGAGAGAGGGCGAGAGAGAGAGCGAACGAGCCAGAGACAGAGCUCUCUUGGCAUCCUCUGUCGAGUCCGUGCGCGGCUGAGAAUAGCGGUCUUAUGGGACAGAGAUGGGAGAGGUGUGUCGUUUCUUUAUCAGCCUAUGACACUGACACAGCGGCCAGGAUGGAUCUAACCACCCGGAAAAUGAUGCUUCUGAUCGGUCUCAGCUGCCUCUGGCUCCAAGUGCUUUCAAAGGUGGUAGCUGAUGACAGUUAUUUAAACGAGGUGCAAAACACAGCCCCUCUCUCCUGUUCGGAGGGUUUUACAGAGCUGGGUUACUAUAACGGCUCUGUGUCUCAGACGGACUCUGGCGCCCCCUGCCUGCGGUGGACAGAGUUUCCAGACUACGUGCUGCAGUACCCUGGCCGAGGCCUUGGGGAGCACAGCUACUGUCGUAACCCUGACAGAGAGUCCAACCCCUGGUGCUUCUUCAGACAGACUUCUGGGGCCAUCGGCUGGUCCUACUGCGACUGCCACCAGGGUGCAGCUCGGCUGGUGGGCGGGACAUUGUCAGGAAGUGGACGUGUGGAGGUGUACCUGAAUGGCCAGUGGGGGGCAGUGUGUGACUCUCAUUGGACAGACAGAGAUGCCAGUGUGAUCUGCAGACAGCUGGGACUGGGUGAGAUCGGCACAGCGUUGCAGCACUCCCGGUUCGGCUCGGGCUCCGGUCUCUUCCACUAUGAGCGGCUGGGUUGCCGUGGUGAUGAGAGCUCCAUCAGCCAAUGCCGGAGCAGGACAUUUGUUACCGGGGAUUGUAGCCAUGGAAACGAGGCAGGGGUAGUGUGUGCUCCACCAAAAGGCAGUGGUCCUCCUCUACGAUUGGUUGGAGGAGAGGAAGACUUUGAGGGGCGUGUUGAGGUGUUCCAUGGCGGUAGGUGGGGCUCUGUCUGCGAUGACCAAUGGGACGACAGAGAUGCAGAGGUGGUCUGUCGACAGCUGGGCUUCGGGGGUGUGGCGAAGGCCUGGUCAUGGGCCCACUUUGGACAGGGCUCAGGUCCCAUUCAAUUGGACGCUGUAAGAUGUACAGGAAAUGAACUCUUCUUGGACCAGUGUCUUCAUGGAGACUGGGAACAACACAACUGUGACCAUAUGGAAGAUGCUGGGGUGUCCUGCAGCCCCUACACAGACGGUGUGGUCCGGUUGGUAGGAGGAGACAGUCCAUGGGAGGGUCGUGUGGAGGUGUUUCACUCUGGGGACUGGGGUACGGUGUGCGACGACCACUGGACUCAACAACACGCACAGGUGGUUUGUCGACAGCUCGGAUACAGGGGACAUGCUGACGUGAUGGCUGACAGAACGUUUGGCGAGGGUUCUGGGCUCAUCCUAUUGGACGAUGUUCGCUGUGAGGGAACGGAGUCGUCCCUGCUGGACUGUCGCCAUGGCAUAUGGGGCCGUAGCGACUGUUCCCAUGGAGAGGACGUGGGCAUCCGUUGCAGAGCCGGAGCGAAAGAAGAAGAGACCAAUGAGGUCCCGGCUGUUGCACCUGCCACAGGUCCCCUGGUGCGUCUGGUAGGGGGUGGUAGCCAUAAGGAAGGUCGAGUGGAGCUGUAUCUCCAUGGAGACUGGGGAAGUAUCUGUGACUCAGGCUGGAGUGCCCUGAACGCCGCCGUGGUCUGCAGACAGCUGGGCCACAGUGGUCAUGCGGUAGUGGUGGGUGGGUUCGGUCGGGGAAAGGGUCCCGUCCACCUGGACCAGGUGAGGUGUAGGGGGAAGGAGGACUUCCUGGGGGAGUGUCCAUCUCUGGGCCGGAACCCUGAGGGCUGCAGACAGAGAGAGGAUGCAGCGGUGAGCUGUGACCCCGCCCCCCAGGCAACAGAGGGCCAAGUCAGGCCAAGUGAGCGCACCUGUGGAGUGAGGAAGGUUGUGGAGGAAGGGAACGAGAGGAAGAGUGGAGUGGGAGGAGGAGGAGAGAAUAUACUCGGCACGUCAUGGCCGUGGCAGGUGUCAGUGUGGUUGGGUUCUGAGGGGAAAGAUGGCCACCCUAUUUGCAGCGGUACUCUGAUCUCUCCCUGCUGGGCCCUCGCCUCCGCUCACUGCUUCACCAGGUUUGGUAUUGACCCGUCCCAGUACGUUGUGCGUGUGGGGGGUUCUUACCGAACUCUGACCCUGGAGAAAGUGGUGGUCCACAGGAAGUUCAGGUCAGAUCAGGGUCCUGGGGGUCAUGACCUGGCCCUGCUGAGGGUGCCCAGCCCCAAGGGUCACUGUUUGACUUUUGAUCCCCACACCAAUGCUGCCUGCCUCCCCACCCCGGACACUGCGGGUGGCAAGACCCCCUCCUCCUGCAUCGCUGCGGUUACCGCAGGCUGGGACGGCCCAGAUGCUGUGCUACAGUCCUGGGUACCCCUCCUGUCGUCAUGGCAGUGUAAGAAGCGUUAUGGGGAUGGUUACUCUUCCCACAGCACGCUAUGUGCCGGCAGCCCCCCUGACACACGCCGUCUCCACAAGAACAACGGUUGCCAAGGCAACUGGGGUGGCGGGCUGGUGUGCCAGGGAGACGGGGGACGAUGGGUGUUGACCGGGAUUGUCUCCGGGGGUUACGGUUGCAGCGACCCCUCAACCCCGGCACUCUACACACGGGUCGGCCGGUUCCGGCGCUGGAUCGAGGAGGUCACACACACACACACGCAACAGCGGGAGCAGAACACACACAGUCAGGAGCACGAGGAGCUCACACACACGGAGGAGCGAAGCAUACUCACAUACGUUUAUGACAAGCUGCAACACACACACUCCCAAGAGCAGAGCACACACACUGACCAAUUCAUACACACACAGCACAACAAUAUCCAUACACACGAUCACAAUGAGCAUAAACACACUCACGAUCUGCAAAGCAACACUCACAAUGAGCUCAAACACACACACAAUCAGCAUGCACAUACACACACUCACGAUAAACACUCCCAGACCCGCGAAGCUGUCACCCACACACACGCCCUGGUCUGAUCGAGGACACGCCAUUGGCUCACCAGCUGUGCCAUGUGACUUUCCGAGGAAGAAUGGAUGAUAAUGGAGGAAGAGGAGGAGGACAUGUUGGAAAAGACGGAGGGGGAGAAAGAGGAAAAAGACAACAAGAGAAGAGGAGAGAUCCUCCUCUCCCUCUGCCUCCUGACCCAGACGAUGUAAACCUCUAAUAUUCAUGUCAACUCUGUCUGAUAAUUAUCAUAGCUGUGGUGUGUGUGUGUGUGUGUGUGUGUGUGUGUGUGUGUGUGUGUGUGUGUGUGUGUGUGUGUGUGUGUGUGUGUGUGUGUGUGUGUGUGUGUGUGUUACGCUAGCUGUGGGGUGUGUUACGCUAGCUGUGGUGUGUGUGUGUUACGCUAGCUGUGGUGUGUGUGUGUUACGCUAGCUGUGGGGUGUGUGUGUUACGCUAGCUGUGGGGUGUGUGUUACACUAGCUGUGGGGUGUGUGUGUUAUGCUAGCUGUGGGGUGUGUGUGGUACGCUAGCUGUGGUGUGUGCUACGCUAGCUGUGGGGGUGUGUGUGUUACGCUAGCUGUGGUGUGUGUGUGUUAUGUUAGUUGUGGUGUGUGUGUGUUACGCUAGCUGUGGUGUGUGUGUGUUACGCUAGCUGUGGGGGUGUGUGUGUUACAUUAGCUGUGGGGUGUGUGUGUUACGCUAGCUGUGGUGUGUGUGUGUUACGCUAGCUGUGGGGGUGUGUGUGUUAAGUUAGUUGUGGUGUGUGUGUGUUACGCUAGCUGUGGGGUGUGUGUGUUACGCUAGCUGUGGGGGUGUGUGUGUUACAUUAGCUGUGGGGUGUGUGUGUUACGCUAGCUGUGGUGUGUGUGUGUUGCGCUAGCUGUGGGGGUGUGUGUGUUAAGUUAGUUGUGGGGUGUCUGUGUUACGCUAGCUGUGGUGUGUGUGUUAUGUUAGUUGUGGGAUGUGUGUGUUACGCUAGCUGUGGGGUGUGUGUGUUACUCUAGCUGUGGGGGUGUGUGUGUUAAGUUAGUUGUGGGGUGUGUGUGUUACGCUAGCUGUGGGUGUGUGUGUUAAGUUAGUUGUGGGGUGUGUGUGUUACGCUAGCUGUGGUGUGUGUGUUAUGUUAGUUGUGGGGUGUGUGUGUUACGCUAGCUGUGGUGUGUGUGUGUUACGCUAGCUGUGGGGUGUGUGUGUUACGCUAGCUGUGGGGUGUGUGUGUUACGCUAGCUGUGGGUGUGUGUGUUACGCUAGCUGUGGGGUGUGUGUGUUAUGCUAGCUGUGGGUGUGUGUGUUAUGCUAGCUGUGGGUGUGUGUGUUAUGCUAGCUGUGGGUGUGUGUGUUAUGCUAGCUGUGGGUGUGUGUGUUACGCUAGCUGUGGGUGUGUGUGUUACGUUAGUUGUGGGGUGUGUGUGUUACGCUAGCUGUGGGGUGUGUGUGUUACGCUAGCUGUGGGGUGUGUGUGUUACGCUAGCUGUGGGUGUGUGUGUGUUACGCUAGCUGUGGGGUGUGUGUGUUACGCUAGCUGUGGUGUGUGUGUUACGCUAGCUGUGGGGUGUGUGUGUUACGCUAGCUGUGGUGUGUGUGUUACGCUAGCUGUGGGGUGUGUGUGUUACGCUAGCUGUGGUGUGUGUGUGCGGGUAUGGGUGCCAUAUGUGUGUGUGUGGAGGGGAGGUGGGAUGCUGUAUUGAUCAUGUGUAGCUAGACAACAUGUCUUUUCUCUGACAGUGGGGUUGGCUUUUUUUAUGAUUGGUCUUGUGAUGCCCUACUUAAAUGUAAAGUCCAUCCAGACUGAUCGGUUGUUCCUUAACCAGUGGUAAAAAAAAAAAAAAUGCUGUUCUGGACUAUCUAAUACCACGGUUGUAUUUCUGAAGAUUCUAUUUCAUUUACCUUGGAAAUGGACUGGACUUUCUCUUCUUUCGAAUGUGAACUGGACAACUCUUCUCUCUCCUUUCAAAUAAACUGGACAUUCUUGGGGGCCUAAAGCCGGACUCUUUGGGGGACAGCAGUUAGCCUUGAAGUGUGGGCCAGUAACCUGAGCUUAAUGGUUCCUGUUCCCAGAUUGCAUCUGCCGCUGUGCCCUUGAGCAAGACACUUUACUGUUAGAUCAAAUUGCUCCAGGGAUUCUGCACUGUGGCAUACGCUGUGCCUCUCAACCGCACUGCAACAUCACAAAAAAAGGACAAUACAAUUCUAUGCUACUGUACUCUACUCUGUUCUAUUCCUAAUGUACUAUGUUCUUCUCUCUCCUGUCAAAGCCAUAGAGCCAAGGGAUAGAUGGAUCAUAUUCAUUAUUUUCUACUGAUCUCCCUGAACUGUUCUAGUUGUUAACAUUGCCUGUAAAUAGUUCUGAUUGUUUGUGUGUUGCAUUAAUUAUUGUCUAAUUCCGAUGGCCAAACAGUUAGACUUCCUGUAGUUGAAUGUUCCUGUCUCUGUUCUCUGAGCGAAUGUGUGUGAUCUAACCAGUAGACGGCUAUAUUGUCGUAUAUUCAGAGCCAUAAUUUAUCGUACGCUUGAGGGAGAGGUUGCCCCUAACCACAGAUCUAGGAUCAGAUUAGCCAACUCCAAAGCUUAGCCAUUAGGGAGGAUACAAAAAGUUAUGACCCAGAAGCAGUGGUUAGGGACAAUAGCUCCCAACCCCAGACAGUAUAUGACCAUGAUUGUUUUCUGUUUUUGUUUUUUUACUGGAUGGACUUCCUCAAUCGUGUGCUGUGCCCUGGUGUUGUGUAGCAUAUUGUAUUCUAUAACUAAUUGUUUCUCUCAAACAGGAAAUGCUCCUAUGCCUCUUUUGUGAAUCCUCUACAGACGCCUACCUAUCCAGUAACAUGAUGUGGUGUAUACUAUAGAAUCGUUUCAUGAAACUCCUCCCUGAUGUUUGAAUAAAACACUGUCCAGAGAAUCAUAUUAAGUCAAUGUAAAUAUUUCCAUAGCUGGACAUAUUCCACCAAACCCGCAUUGCAUACUGUACACAGUGUGUGUGCGCACAUAGGCAGCAGUAGUUUGUAAACGCAGACACUGCAUAAACGAUGCUUUUGUGGGUUUGAUUGAAUCCCGGCCAGAGGAUUUAUGUCUCUGUUUAACGCUGUGAAGAGUCUGACCCAGUAGAAAUGUAAAACUGUCUUACAGCCAUCCGUGUGUUCCUCUGACGGUUCUGUCUCUGUACUGAAACAUGGUGGACUAUUAAAGAGAGCAGGUCCUGUGUUGGUCUCGAUGUGGACUUUUCUUUAAUAAAACAGCUGCUUGAUGGGUA